This is a messenger RNA of Symphalangus syndactylus (siamang), 4091 nucleotides long. It is a transcript of the gene CLCN7, whose product is annotated as Cl-/H+ antiporter 7. NCBI's taxonomy places the organism in Eukaryota, Metazoa, Chordata, Mammalia, Primates, Hylobatidae. Gene Ontology annotation, cellular component: lysosomal membrane; intracellular membrane-bounded organelle. Gene Ontology annotation, molecular function: chloride:proton antiporter activity. Gene Ontology annotation, biological process: chloride transport; transmembrane transport. The record is from RefSeq and is a predicted model, not a curated record.
UGGCCGCCGGCGCGGGUCACGAGAACAAACACCGGGGCAACCGGCGCUUCCCGGCCGGUGUCGCUCCGCGGCGGGCCAUGGCCAACGUCUCUAAGAAGGUGUCGUGGUCCGGCCGGGACCGGGACGACGAGGAGGCGGCGCCGCUGCUGCGGAGGACGGCGCGGCCCGGCGGGGGGACGCAGCUGCUGAACGGGGCUGGGCCCGGGGCUGCGCGCCAGUCACCACGUUCUGCGCUUUUCCGAAUCGGACAUAUGAGCAACGUGGAGAUGGAUGAUGAACUUUUGGACCCGAAUAUGGACCCUCCACAUCCCUUCCCCAAGGAGAUCCCACACAACGAGAAGCUCCUGUCCCUCAAGUAUGAGAGCUUGGACUAUGACAACAGCGAGAACCAGCUGUUCCUGGAGGAGGAGCGGCGGAUCAACCACACGGCCUUCCGGACGGUGGAAAUCAAGCGCUGGGUCAUCUGCGCCCUCAUCGGGAUCCUCACGGGCCUUGUGGCCUGCUUCAUUGACAUCGUGGUGGAAAACCUGGCUGGCCUGAAGUACAGGGUCAUCAAGGGCAAUAUCGACAAGUUCACAGAGAAAGGUGGACUGUCCUUCUCCCUGUUGCUGUGGGCCACGCUGAACGCCGCCUUCGUGCUCGUGGGCUCCGUGAUUGUGGCUUUCAUAGAGCCGGUGGCUGCUGGCAGCGGAAUCCCCCAGAUCAAGUGCUUCCUCAACGGGGUGAAGAUCCCCCACGUGGUGCGGCUCAAGACGUUGGUGAUCAAAGUGUCUGGUGUGAUCCUGUCCGUGGUCGGGGGCCUGGCCGUGGGAAAGGAAGGGCCGAUGAUCCACUCAGGUUCAGUGAUCGCCGCCGGGAUCUCUCAGGGAAGGUCGACAUCACUGAAACGAGAUUUCAAGAUCUUCGAGUACUUCCGCAGAGACACAGAGAAGCGGGACUUCGUCUCCGCAGGGGCUGCGGCCGGAGUGUCAGCGGCGUUUGGAGCCCCCGUGGGUGGGGUCCUGUUCAGCCUGGAGGAGGGUGCGUCCUUCUGGAACCAGUUCCUGACCUGGAGGAUCUUCUUUGCUUCCAUGAUCUCCACGUUCACCCUGAAUUUUGUUCUGAGCAUUUACCACGGGAACAUGUGGGACCUGUCCAGCCCGGGCCUCAUCAACUUCGGAAGGUUUGACUCGGAGAAAAUGGCCUACACGAUCCAUGAGAUCCCGGUCUUCAUCGCCAUGGGUGUGGUGGGCGGUGUGCUUGGAGCUGUGUUCAACGCCUUGAACUACUGGCUGACCAUGUUUCGAAUCAGCCUGAUUCUUGGUUCCAGGUACAUCCACCGGCCCUGCCUGCAGGUGAUCGAGGCCAUGCUGGUGGCCGCCGUCACGGCCACAGUCGCCUUCGUGCUGAUCUACUCGUCACGGGAUUGCCAGCCCCUGCAGGGGGGCUCCAUGUCCUACCCGCUGCAGCUCUUCUGUGCAGAUGGCGAGUACAACUCCAUGGCUGCGGCCUUCUUCAACACCCCGGAGAAGAGUGUGGUGAGCCUCUUCCACGACCCGCCAGGCUCUUACAACCCCCUGACCCUUGGCCUGUUCACGCUGGUCUACUUCUUCCUGGCCUGCUGGACCUACGGGCUCACGGUGUCUGCCGGGGUCUUCAUCCCAUCCCUGCUCAUCGGGGCUGCCUGGGGCCGGCUGUUUGGGAUCUCCCUGUCCUACCUCACGGGGGCGGCGAUCUGGGCCGACCCCGGCAAAUACGCCCUGAUGGGAGCUGCUGCCCAGCUGGGCGGGAUCGUGCGGAUGACCCUGAGCCUGACGGUCAUCAUGAUGGAGGCCACCAGCAACGUGACCUACGGCUUCCCCAUCAUGCUGGUGCUCAUGACCGCCAAGAUCGUGGGCGACGUCUUCAUCGAGGGCCUGUAUGACAUGCACAUUCAGCUGCAGAGUGUGCCCUUCCUGCACUGGGAGGCCCCGGUCACCUCACACUCGCUCACUGCCAGGGAGGUGAUGAGCACACCAGUGACCUGCCUGAGGCGGCGUGAGAAGGUCGGCGUCAUUGUGGACGUGCUGAGCGACACGGCGUCCAAUCACAACGGCUUCCCCGUGGUGGAGCAUGCCGAUGACGCCCAGCCUGCCCGGCUCCAGGGCCUGAUCCUGCGCUCCCAGCUCAUCGUUCUCCUAAAGCACAAGGUGUUUGUGGAGCGGUCCAACAUGGGCCUGGUGCAGCGGCGCCUGAGGCUGAAGGACUUCCGCGACGCCUACCCGCGCUUCCCGCCCAUCCAGUCCAUCCAUGUGUCCCAGGAUGAGCGGGAGUGCACCAUGGACCUCUCUGAGUUCAUGAACCCCUCCCCCUACACGGUGCCCCAGGAGGCGUCGCUCCCACGGGUGUUCAAGCUGUUCCGGGCCCUGGGCCUGCGGCACCUGGUGGUAGUGGACAACCGCAAUCAGGUGAGCGAGGGCGGUGGGGGUGCAGGCAUGCCGCUCAGGGCUCCCCUCUGCCUGCUGCCUGUGCUUACUCUCAGCUCCCGGCUGGGGACAGGAGGCACGGGACCCAGCACUGAGUCGGCCCAUGCCCCAUGGCUGCACCCCUCCCCAGCUCCGUGCUCAGCUCGGGGGCUGUGUUGAAGCCCCCAGGGCCCCCAGCCUGUGCUGCCCCAGCCACAUGCAAGGCAGGGAUCUCCACAGGCGGCGGGAGCCGACCCGUGCGUCACUGUGGCCUGGCCUUGUCGUGCAGGUUGUCGGGUUGGUGACCAGGAAGGACCUCGCCAGGUACCGCCUGGGAAAGGGAGGCUUGGAGGAGCUCUCGCUGGCCCAGACGUGAGGCCCAGCCCUGCCCAUGGUGGGCACCAGCGCUGGCACCCCGGCCCCUCUGCACUUCCUCCCGGAGUCACUGGUUUCUCGGCCCAAACCAUGCUCCCCAGCAGUGGCAAUGGCGAGCAGCCUGCAGCUGGGCGGGCAGGCGGCAGGCGUGGAACUGACCCUCUCGCGGGACUGACCCUGUUGUGGGCAGUGGUCUCCCCCCUCGGCGCCUCCUUGUGCAGGCCCAGUCUCCGCUCUCCUCGUCUAGGUUUCUUUACCUCCAGGGAUCAGCUGUGUGUGUGUGACCUCCCUACCGGGCUGUCGGCCUCUUGGGAGCCAGCGGCAGGGCCGGCACCUGCGUGCCUGUGCCCGUGUGCGUGAGACAGAGCCCUCGACUCUGCUGCUGCCCCGAGGGCUGCCCUGCCCUGGAAGGGGGCCCCUCUGCCUCCACACCAGUGGAGUCUUCGAGACUUGGGAGCUGCUUGGCCUCAUUUUCAGCCAUGAGCAGACGGCCUGUGGUCCCUGGGCCUGAGCCACGGACUCGUAGCAGCAGGGUUUGGAGGCCGGGACCGCCCCGGAGAGCAGCUUCCCAGUGGCACCACAGAGGAGCCCCAUGUGCACUCCCCGGCCUGCAUCCGGCUUGGGCACACAGGCCCAGAGGACUGGGGUGACGGGCCCUGUGCUGUGAUGUUGAGAGCUGAGAAAAACCUCCAAGGCCCUGAGCCCCAUGCCCAGCCCUGCCUUGGUCCCCCAACCCCCAGAGCUUGGAGUCUGGGCCCCCACCCGGCCCUGCCUUGGUCCCUGAGCCUCAGAGCGUCGAGUUGCUGCCCUGUGGACACUGGCUGGGAAGGCAGGUCUUCCCCCAGCACAUGGGGACCCCGGCCUCGGGGGUGCCCUCCCUACCCUGUCCCUGCCAGCCACCAAGUGCAAGUGCAGCAGGGGCCGGCCUCCUGCCGGCCUCAGGACACCUGGCCCAGCACAGGUGGCUAGAAGGGCCGGUGGGCACUGGGGCCGAGAAGCCCCCCCUGACCACCUGAGGGCCCCUGGGAGGCUCCUCUAGCCUGGCUGGGCUGUGUCUGGGGCCGCCACAGGGCCCUUCACAGGGCAUUAGAGGCAACUUUAGUGUCCCUGUUAGAGCAACACGGGUCCCUCCAUGGGGGGGAGGGGCUGGGUGCGGCCCCCUGCCGUGUAUUUCCUCCCCAGGGAGUGGGGCUUCCCCAGGAGCUGACGCCACACCCCCUCCUUAGCCCUCACAGGGCCCCAAGGCGUCCGAGUGUGUUGGGUCUGAACGCGUGAAAUAAAGAAAUCCUCUCA